Molecule: messenger RNA, 1332 nt
Organism: Aphis gossypii (cotton aphid)
Lineage: Eukaryota; Metazoa; Arthropoda; Insecta; Hemiptera; Aphididae
Product: protein-L-histidine N-pros-methyltransferase
Exons: 6
Coding region: 259-1161 (300 amino acids)
Molecular function (GO): protein-L-histidine N-pros-methyltransferase activity
Source: RefSeq, a predicted model, not a curated record
UUAUCAGUUCCAAACUAUUGAAAACAAACUAAUUGUUGAUCGAGAGUUCAUGUUUUGUUUAUUUAAUUCAUAGAAGAAUAAUCUCUUCUUUAUUAUUGUUAAUUCAUUGAUUGCAAGCACACAUUGUAUACCUACGCCAUGUAGUAUAUGAAAUAUCAAAUAGGUAUGUACACAAUUAUUAUAGAUGUAUGCAAUUGAUUCUUACGAAAAGUGCGCUGUGAAUUAAUACCAUUAAACGACAUAUCUAUAGCUGGGACCAUGAAUUCGUACCGUAGACGUGGAUUGGCCAAGGUAAUAGCUGAAAAGGCGUUACUCAGCGAGUCCUUGAAGAACUUAAACAAAGCUACCUGGUAUUCUGUGGACAAAUCCCAAUUGGACGACGACGUGUCUUCGAGUUUUGUGCAGAUGCACGCGGACGCAGACACCGAACGGUUCCUGGACGAUUCGAUCGAGGAGAGCGACAAGCUAUUAGUGCAAGUGUGGAAAUCACUGGUGUCAUCCGUGUUAAACGUGUUCAUGACGAGGACUUCGAUCAACGGGUUGCUGCGGAGAGGAUCUAUGUUCGUGUUUUCCACCGACCAGAUCAGGCGACUGCUGAACUUGACAUUUUUCGACAGCGGCUCAACGCUGAUCGACUUGGGUGCCGGCGACGGGGCCACUACCGAAAAAUACGCUCCCCUAAUUCGCGAGAUCUAUACGACCGAAAAGUCCGGCCCGAUGAUUCGGAUCUUGACUGAAAAGGGAUUCAGAUUGUUGGACGUCGACACGUGGUGGACUCGCGAAGAUAAAUUCGACGUGGUGUCGUGUCUGAACUUACUGGACCGGUGUAGCAAUCCGACAAAGCUCUUAGAAGAAAUGAAAAACGCAGUGAAACCCAAUGGUAGGAUCAUCGUGGCUCUGGUGUUGCCGUACAAACCCUUCGACGAAUUCAGAUCUGCGAUACCGGAAGAAAAGUUACCGAUCACCGGCGUGACGUUCGAGGAACAGGUGUGUUCGGUGGUGCACGACGUGUUCGAACCGUCCGGACUGGAAGUGCUGCGCUGGACAAAACUCCCGUAUCUGUGCGAAGGCGACCUGAGUCAGGACUACUAUUGGCUGCACGAUGCCGUCUUCGUGAUGUCCGCGAAGACACCGCCACAAGUCAUCGAGGAUGCGUUAUAGCAUCAUCACUCCCGAACCUAUGUGGUACAAAGCAAUUCUCGUCUAAUUGUCUCCAUUAUGUGUUAUUAUUAUAUUACUGUCGUUUUCUCGGUGGACAUUGUUAUUAAAAAACAUUUUUCUUUUUUUAUACAAGUAAUCUGAAGCUUGAAUACAUAACACUCAUUAUCGUUU